GCGGGGCUUUCACGACGGUAGCUCGCUGCAUGUUAUUGUAAAAUAUUUUUGACCUUACUUCUAGGUUGUUGGUCUUUAAUUUAUUUAAGUGUACGCGUGUUAUCCCGUAAGGAAGAUGGUUAUUUUAAUUUCACUGCGAAUGUGCAUUGGUUUCCCACAGGGGCUGCGGAAUUCAGCAGGAUAUGACGGACUGUUCUGAAGGACUCCAUAAAAAAUCAUUAAUUGUAAGGCACUUCUGCUUGAGAGAAAGAUUCGCUCGUUUCUCACAUCAUCCAUCUGAGCAGUAGAUAUAGCAGAAUCAAACCGCCAGCAAGCUGCCCUAAAAAGCGUGUUUCUACUCAGUCAACUGAGCCUUUCUCGACCGCAUUUGCCAUCUGUCUCUCUAACCUUAGGGCAUCGAGCUAAGAGGGUCUGUUCGGAGUGGCGGGCUGAUUCCUCUUAAGAACAGAAAGUCGCGCACGGUCCAUCGAAUGCGAAUUCAGCGCACAUCAUUCAUAGUAAACUUAAACGCGACGGGGGCGCACAGCAAACUGUUUCUACAGACCUACAGGUGCUAACACAGGGAUCCAGUCAGCUGUCUUCGCCGUUUCAGCGCACAGGUGUAUGUAUUUACAAAAAUAAAAAGGGAGGAGUCAAAACAGACUGUGUUUUACAGUUUGCCGUCGUCGAGGAGAGGAAACAGGAGUGCUGACCAGUCAGUCAUUGUUUGAACUGUGUGAAACUGGAAAACACCUCCACCUGGUCGCAGAGGUCUCGACCGAGAGUCGCUGCCAUAAUCAUUAACCGAAAAGCAUGGACAGAUUUUCCUGAGACUAUCAAGCAGCGGGAACGACGGUGACACCAUGGCUGUGGAUGCAGGGUCCAGUUUCCAGUUCUGCCGGGCGGUUCUGGACCAUGCUCUCUCUGCUGAGGACCUCAGCUACCAGCGGUCCCGGAAGAUGGGUGGGAACCUGACCUGGCACGAUGGGCGGGGCCAGAAGACAGCGGGUGGCAGAGCCGUGAAACUCCUACAGCAGCCUGGGACCGAACCCCUGCAGCUGCGUUCCUCAGAGGCAUUAGCAGUGUAUCAUCCCAGCCCCUCCCUCUCAGGCCUGUCCCGCCCAGUGGUGCUGUGGAGCCAGCAGGACGUGUGCAGGUGGCUGAAGAGGCACUGUCCUCACAACUACCUGAGCUAUGUGGAGGUGUUCUCCCACCACGCCAUUACAGGGCGGGCAUUAUUGAGACUGAAUGGUGAGAAGCUGGGCCGUAUGGGGAUAGUACAGGACAAGCUGAAACAGGAGGUGCUCCAGCAGGUGCUGCAGCUGCAGGUGCAAGAGGAGGUGAGGAACCUGCAGCAGCUCAGCCGAGCUAACUGUAUGGGCGGUGGAGCACGGCAGGCCUGUCUCCCAGCUUCCUUUGGCAGCCUGUCAUAGCCCUACCCAUCCAGGACCCUUAAGAGGAAGCACUCGGGUCAGAUGGCCCCUGCCCUGCCCUGUGGAGAAAAGACGCUCUUUUGUAUCUUUUCUAACUGCUGAUUGGCUGACUAUAGCCUCCUGUUGAUGUAAAGAAAGCAGUGCUGGGAAUCCAAUAGAGGGGCUGCCUCUGGCUCACAGUGAUGUGAACGGGUGAGAUUUGCAGCAGCGAACAGCAGUGUGUACUGCACAGAACAGUAGCCCCGGGUACUUCAGCCCGACUGUUAAAGAGGAAUAAAUAAAUUAGUACCCAACUGCAGAGAAAGUCACACACGAGAGGAAUCCCAACAUGGACCACUUACAAACAAGGGCUUACCCAAAAAACUGAGAGCGCUGGAGCGUACAGAGCCUUUGAGCUUUUAGUCCAUGUAAUGAGCAGAACAUGAACACCUCUAUGAUGCCUUCCUCACUGUCCUCCUAUUUUAAAGUUACCCGAAUAAAGAUCCUUUGUCCGCUG
Molecule: messenger RNA, 1908 nt
Organism: Anguilla rostrata (American eel)
Lineage: Eukaryota; Metazoa; Chordata; Actinopteri; Anguilliformes; Anguillidae
Product: sterile alpha motif domain-containing protein 10-like
Exons: 6
Coding region: 843-1412 (189 amino acids)
Biological process (GO): cell surface receptor protein tyrosine kinase signaling pathway
Cellular component (GO): cytoplasmic side of plasma membrane
Molecular function (GO): protein binding
Source: RefSeq, a predicted model, not a curated record